AUGAACGACGUCGCUUACGGCAACCAUUUCGGCUAUAUCCCGAGGACAUUCGACACUAGGAAGAAGUGGAGACAUUGCAAAACGAUCGGAGAAGUUCGUGACCAAGGACACUGCGGAUCCUGCUGGGCAUUUGGAACCAGUUCAGCGUUCGUCGAUCGUUUGUGUAUAGCCACUGACUUAGAUUUCAACCAACUGUUGUCCGCCGAAGAGAUAACGUUUUGCUGUCACACGUGA
Messenger RNA from Macrosiphum euphorbiae (potato aphid), 234 nucleotides. The record is from the annotation of a GenBank genome assembly. Lineage: Eukaryota; Metazoa; Arthropoda; Insecta; Hemiptera; Aphididae.